UCUUACUCUCUCUUCAUUCACACACUCAACUUUCUUCAAUUCAACCCUCCUCAGCCUCUCCAAACAAAUGGCAAAGGCCCACCUCUGGUUCCUCCCACUGGUCCUCUCUGUCCUAUACGGCGCCGGAGCGGCGGAGGUCUCGACGAGCUACAUCCGGGCGUCGUGCAAGGCCACGGAGUUUCCCUCGGUCUGUGUCGAGUCCCUCUCCGGUUACGCCGCCACGAUCCAGCAAAACCCUAAGCAGCUCUGCGAGACGGCCCUGGCGGUGAGCCUGGCGCGGGCGGAGGCGAUGCGAGCAUUCGUGACGAAAAUGAAGAAAUUAAAGGGGCUGAAACCUAGAGAGAACGAGGCGAUCGAGGACUGCUUGGACGAGAUCGGAGACAGCGUCGACCGGAUCGGGAAAUCGAUGAGGGAGAUAAAGGCGAUGGGGAAGGGGAAGGGGAAGGAGUUCCUGUGGCACGUGAGCAACGUGCAGACGUGGGUGAGCGCGGCGCUGACCGACGAGAACACGUGCCUAGACGGGUUCGCCGGCCGGGCGAUGAACCAGAGAAUAAAGGCCUCCGUUAGAGCGAGGGUGAACGACGUUGCGCAGGUCACCAGCAAUGCUCUGGCUUUGGUGAAUCAGUUUGCUUCCAACCAUUAGGAGGCCAUCCAUGGACGAUGGAUUUGAGAAUAUUUUGCGGUUUCAGUUUCAGGGAUGGAUGGAUGGAUGUAUUGUGUUGGCUGUGACUGACAGUGACUCUUUGAGUGUGGGGGUGUGGGAUAUGUGUGUAAUAAAUAGGAACGUUUGUGAGUAUUUUUACAUGUCUUAAGUAAGAAGGUGCAAAACUUGGAAUGGAAGCACAAAAUCUGAUGAGGGAAUAUUUAUAGGGGGACAA
Molecule: messenger RNA, 878 nt
Organism: Diospyros lotus (date-plum)
Lineage: Eukaryota; Viridiplantae; Streptophyta; Magnoliopsida; Ericales; Ebenaceae
Product: 21 kDa protein-like
Exons: 1
Coding region: 68-643 (191 amino acids)
Biological process (GO): negative regulation of catalytic activity
Molecular function (GO): enzyme inhibitor activity
Source: RefSeq, a predicted model, not a curated record